Molecule: messenger RNA, 930 nt
Organism: Cryptotermes secundus
Lineage: Eukaryota; Metazoa; Arthropoda; Insecta; Blattodea; Kalotermitidae
Gene: eEF1beta
Product: elongation factor 1-beta'
Exons: 4
Coding region: 192-866 (224 amino acids)
Biological process (GO): translational elongation
Cellular component (GO): eukaryotic translation elongation factor 1 complex; cytosol
Molecular function (GO): guanyl-nucleotide exchange factor activity; translation elongation factor activity
Source: RefSeq, a predicted model, not a curated record
UAUGUUCCAAUUUGAUUCCUGUUGUGUGUGUUUGUGCGUGUUAUUAUAAAUACGUUUCAGUGUUGCCUGCAAUGUAUGAACCCUGCAUCUCGUUCAGAAGUCUAGAAACCACGGAUCACAAAGUAUCCAACACCAACUGACUUGGUGGGUGCAUUUUUGUGUGUUUCUGAAAUCCACAUGCUCGUCAAACAAUGGUAAUGCACAUGUCACCAUUUAUUUUGACGAAGAGUUCCACGGGGUGUGCUCAAGAUGAAGAUGAUUCACAGGUAAAGAGUAAAAGGUUCCAGGCAACUCAGGCUGAUGUCAGUGUUUUUGAGUCAUUAGCAAAAUCACCUACUGCUGCCACACCUCAUCUUCUGCGUUGGUAUAAUCAUAUAAACUCAUUUGGUGAUGAACGCAAGAAGUUCCCUGGUGAGAAGAAAACACCAUUAAUGGCGUUUGAUGAUGAGGCAGCGGCAAAUGAUAAGGUUGAUGAUGGUGGUGAUGAUGAUGAUGUUGAUUUGUUUGGCUCCGAUGAAGAUGAUGCUGAAGCAGCACAAAUCAGGGAAGAACGGCUGAAGGCUUAUGCAGAGAAGAAAUCCAAAAAACCUGCCAUGAUUGCCAAAUCUAGUAUCGUUCUGGAUGUAAAACCAUGGGAUGAUGAAACCGAUAUGAAGGAAAUGGAGGCCAAAGUCAGAACCAUCACAAUGGAUGGCUUAGUAUGGGGAGCCUCAAAACUGGUUCCUGUGGGCUUUGGAAUCAACAAACUCCAGAUCAUGUCUGUGGUUGAAGAUGAGAAAGUUUCUGUGGACUUCCUGAUUGAAGAAAUUCAAAAGUUUGAACAUUUUGUCCAGUCAGUCGACAUUGUUGCCUUUAAUAAGAUCUAAAAUGUAAUUUUGUGCCAUCACUGUAUAAUUAUUUUGCCAAAAUAUAACAUUUUUUAAAAAUCAA